CUGUUAGUGAAGGCAGCAUGCACCGGAUGUUGUUCACAUGUUGCCGGAAGUCAGUUGCUGUGGGGAAGAGGUUACAUGUGAAGCGGUCUUCCGGCGGGUUUAGAUUGGAGGAUGAUACAGUUUCACCGGUUUCAGCUUAUUCAAACAUCACCGAAAAGCAGCAAAGCUUAUUGAGACCUCCGGGAUACUAAGACACACAAACACAGUGAAAGGAGUUCAUAUUCAUCAUGUCAAACAUUACAAUUAAUAUGUGCUCUGAUGUCACCACACAGAGAGAACAUCCACCAAAAAAGCAAAAUUUGAAAAGCAAAAACUUUCAUAAAAAAAUGCGACACUUGGAGGCAAAGGGAUACCUCAGGGGUAAACAAAACCGCAACCACAACCCGAGAGACAUUGAAGGUGGUCAGACUCCACGUCAGAAUGGAUCGUAUCAGAAAUCCUCAACACUGCCAGCUCCCUCUGCUUCACACAACAGAACUUUACCUCAUCCUCACGGUGCCUAUAGUUUUAAAUCUCAGCUUUUUGGAUCCACUCACAGCCUGCCUUCAACGACGUCCACUGUGAACAAAAGUGACGACCACAAGCCAAAGGAACUGUUGAGCACAAAAGCCCAAACCAGUGGCCCCUCCACUAGCAGCCACAAACCCUGCACCAAGGCAACCGGGAACCCCAACAAGUACCUCGCAAUCGACUGUGAGAUGGUCGGUACGGGACCAAAGGGUAGCAUCAGUCAGCUUGCACGCUGCAGUAUAGUAUCAUAUGAAGGAGAUGUGAUUUAUGAUAAGUAUAUCAACCCUGCCAUGCCUGUGACUGACUAUCGCACCCGCUGGAGCGGCAUUCGCCCUCGAGACCUGAUCAAGGCCACGCCGUACUCGGAGGCCAGGAAGGAGAUCCUUAAACUGCUCAUGGGGAAAGUGAUCAUCGGCCAUGCUAUCCACAAUGACUUCAAGGCUCUCAGUUACUUUCACCCCACAGUCUUGACCAGAGACACUUCAAAAAUUCCUCUGCUCAACGUGAAGGCUGGCUUUGGUGCAAAAGAGUGCGUGUCACUGAAGAGACUCACUAAAGCCCUCUUAAACCGGGACAUCCAGAACAAGAAAGGCCACUCUUCUGUGGAGGAUGCUAAAGCCACUAUGGAGCUGUACAAGGUAGUGGAAGGGGAGUGGGAGAAAACACUCCUUUCCAAUUCAGUGGCUUCUUAAAGCCUGGUUUGGCUAGUUGGCAUUUAAAUAAAGUCUGUAAAAGCUGCCUAAAGGCAUCUGAAAACCCCACUCAAUCUGGGUUAUUGUGUACAUACAUGGUUUUUGAUCUUGAGGGUAUUGUGGGAAAAUUAAACCUUUCCACCCAGAUAUUUCUUGGCAUAAAAACAAGAAUUGCCAAAGCAGAAUUUUACUAAAAGGAAAAUAUUUAACAGGCAAUGAAGGAACACAAAUUUAAAAUUAAAUUAACUUUGUUAAAAAAGAUUCAGUACUUAAGGAAGUAUAACUUUACAACAAAGGAAAUGAGGAUAAGCUUUGGUAGCAAAUUUGUGGUCAUAUUGACCUUAAACAUCAUUCGGAGUCGAAGAGUUCAUUGAAUAAUGAUUUAGAUAAGAAAUAAAGCUUUUUUUCUUGAUUUUAAAAACCCUCUUUAAAACACGAAAUAUAUGUAUAACAUGUAUUACAACAACAUUGAGAUUUGAGAAAAUUACUGGUAAAAGAAAAGGUGUAUUUUAAGAUAAUCUCCUAUUUCUGGACUUUUAACAGUAAAUAAACAUUUGCUAGAAUUACUGUUAUUUUUCUCAGGGUUUGGAUUGUAAAAGGUGCUUCUGUUUUGUCUGUUCAGCAACAAAAUGUUCAUAGCUAUAGGUCUCUGUGGGUUUUAUAACAAAAAAACAAACUUUUUACUUGCCUUUUAAGGUAAACAUUUUUAUGCAAGUCAGAAAUGUAGUUCUUUUAAAGCAAUAUUUACAGAUUUUGGCAGCACUGUUUAAUUUUGGUGCUGUUGCUAAAAAUCAAAAUGGACAAAAAUGCUUCUUGAAAAUUGUAUUAUUAUGUACAUGUUAAGCUUUUAUAUAGUUGGAUUGUGUCUCUUUAAAACUUAAUUUUAUCAAAGAAUUCCAGGGAUAUUUCCUCAUAAAAUGGGUUGUUGAACAUUCAAAUGUGGGAAAAGACAGUAGCAAAACCAGCUCAAAUUAUUUUCAAUCUUUAAUGUUGAAAUAAAAUAAUAGUCGUAGAUUUGAGUGAAUAUUUGUGUUUUUAUGGCUUGCAAGUUUAAUGUAU
Oryzias melastigma (Indian medaka) is the source of this 2261-nucleotide messenger RNA. It is a transcript of the gene isg20l2, whose product is annotated as interferon stimulated exonuclease gene 20-like 2. Gene Ontology annotation, molecular function: nucleic acid binding; exonuclease activity. The record is from RefSeq and is a predicted model, not a curated record. Gene Ontology annotation, cellular component: nucleus. The coding region runs from base 228 to 1202 and encodes 324 amino acids. Lineage: Eukaryota; Metazoa; Chordata; Actinopteri; Beloniformes; Adrianichthyidae. The transcript is spliced from 4 exons.